CUUCCUCCUGGCCCCGUGCUGCUCCCACUGUUAGGAAAUGUCUUGUCUCUCGACACCAAGGCGGCAUGGUUAACUUACACUGAGUGGGCUGCUGCUUAUGGAGACUUGUUUUUUGUACAACUUCUAGGCCAGGAAGUCGUGGUGAUCAAUUCUCAGCACGUUGCAGAAGCCUUGCUGGACAAGUGUUCUUGCAUUUACUCUGAUAGACCAUACAUAGCCACACUUGAGCUGUGCAUUCUUCUAACAUUCUUCCACUGA
Molecule: messenger RNA, 258 nt
Organism: Suillus discolor
Lineage: Eukaryota; Fungi; Basidiomycota; Agaricomycetes; Boletales; Suillaceae
Exons: 2
Molecular function (GO): heme binding; monooxygenase activity; iron ion binding
Source: RefSeq, a predicted model, not a curated record